Messenger RNA from Melospiza georgiana, 1188 nucleotides. It is a transcript of the gene AGXT, whose product is annotated as alanine--glyoxylate aminotransferase. The record is from RefSeq and is a predicted model, not a curated record. Bases 10 to 1188 code for a protein of 392 amino acids. NCBI's taxonomy places the organism in Eukaryota, Metazoa, Chordata, Aves, Passeriformes, Passerellidae. Gene Ontology annotation, molecular function: L-alanine:glyoxylate transaminase activity; L-serine:pyruvate transaminase activity. The transcript has 11 exons. Gene Ontology annotation, cellular component: peroxisome.
CGGCGUGCCAUGGCCACCAGCCUGCUCCGCGUGUGCCCUCCGGGGGAGCUGCUGCGGCCGCUGGCCGUGCCGGAGCGGCUGCUGCUCGGCCCGGGCCCCAGCAACGUGCCCCGCCGCAUCCGGGCUGCGGGGGCAGCCCAGCUCCUGGGCCACAUGCACCCCGAGGUGCUGCAGGUGAUGGAUGAGAUCAAGGCGGGCAUCCAGUACGCCUUCCAGACGCGCAACAGGCUGAGCCUGGCCCUCAGCGGCAGCGGCCACUGCGCCAUGGAGGCCGCCCUCCUCAACCUGCUGGAGCGAGGUGACACCGUGCUGGUGGCCAUCAAUGGCAUCUGGGGACAGCGUGCUGCCGAGAUGGCCAGCAGGCUGGGAGCCAAUGUGUGUGAGCUGCUGAAGCCCCCGGGCGAGUACUUCACUCCACAGGACAUUGAGCAGGGCCUGGUGCAGCACAAACCUUUGGUGCUCUUCAUCACCCACGGCGAGUCCUCCACUGGGGUGCUGCAGCCACUGGAGGGGCUGGGCGAGCUCUGCCACCGACACGGCUGCCUGCUGCUGGUGGACGCAGUGGCAUCGCUUGGGGGAGCCCCCAUCUUCAUGGACCAGCAGGAGAUCGAUGUCCUGUACUCGGGGUCCCAGAAGGUCCUGAACGCACCCCCUGGCAGCGCCCCCAUCUCCUUCAGUGAGAGAGCCAGGGAGAAGCUGCUGAGGAGGAAGACGAAGCCGCCAUCCUACUACCUGGACAUUAACUGCUUGGCGAACUACUGGGGCUGUGACGGGGAGCCGCGGAGGUACCACCACACAGCGCCCAUCAACAGCUUCUUCAGCCUGCGGGAGGGCCUGGCCCUGCUGGCAGAACGGGGUCUGGAGAGCUCCUGGGAGCGGCACCGGGCCAACUGCAGCCACCUGUGCCAGGGGCUGCUCGACAUGGGGCUGGAGCUCUUUGUGGAGGAGGAGGUGGCCAGGCUGCCCACCAUCACCACCGUCAGGGUGCCCAAGGGCUACAGCUGGAAGGACAUCACGGCUUUCCUGAUGGACCAGCACGGCGUGGAGAUCGCCGGGGGCCUGGGCCCCACGGCGGGCAAGGUGCUGCGCAUCGGCCUCAUGGGCUGCAACUCAACCCGGGACAACGUGGAGCGAGUGCUGGGAGCCCUGCGGGACGCCCUGCAGCGCUGCCCCCGCAGCCGGCUGUGA